Molecule: messenger RNA, 911 nt
Organism: Ilyonectria robusta
Lineage: Eukaryota; Fungi; Ascomycota; Sordariomycetes; Hypocreales; Nectriaceae
Exons: 1
Coding region: 123-698 (191 amino acids)
Source: RefSeq, a predicted model, not a curated record
CCUGGAAGAUACCUCGUGUAACUAACCCCUGGUCCGCCUCGAAAGAGGGACUAAAAAAAAAAGACGAGAGAAAAAAAAGCUGGAGACUCACCGACACGACGAGAAAGAGACCCUUGUUUUACAUGCUCGGCUUCGCAUGUCUUGCACUCCCACCGUUUGACACAUACUCUUCUCUCCAUAGGUACACUUCCUGCACGCAGUUAUUUUGUGCGUUCGUGGCUGAAAACAUCAAGCACAGUGCAGCGCCGGGCUUUCUCCGGAUACGGACGACUCUUUCUCUCUCUCUUGGUCAGCCCGUCUUGAGGCUUUCCCCUCCCAGCAGGCAGAGAGCGCUCUUUUGUUGUGUUCUCAAGCUUGAAAGGGUUCUUUUGCGCCCACGAGAUUUUGGCAGGGAACCAGCGCCAGCGCCAACGCCACCUAAGCAACGCCGCCCGCAGAUUACACUGGACUGGAACUGGACGCAACCAAAUAACCCCCCCCCCCCCCCCCCCGGGCGCCAUCGGCCUGGACUGGACCUAAACCUGCACCUACACCUACUGCACCUAAACCUGGAACCUGAACCUGAAUCUCCCCAGGCGUCGCUCCAAGCAAACGCGGCGCGUGUUAUAUUGCCUUCCCGCCUCGCCGCCGACUGGUUCCUCUGGUUCUCUAUCCUACCCUUCUUAUUCAUCAUCUCCGACGAGGUUUUGCUUGAUUAAGCUAUCCAGGAGCACGCCGCCCGCCCACCCACGCAUUCCACGGCGCUCGACGCACACGCAUCCGCACCACCACGCACCACCACGAACCACACUUAGCUUUGAUCCCCAACUUAGUUGGCCCCCAUCAUGACGGCCAACUUCGUGGACUUGAUCCAGCGCUAUCGAGCGCUGCAAGUGUACCAGGAUAGCAGCAGCGAAUUGAUCAAGGUACGU